This is a messenger RNA of Paramuricea clavata, 657 nucleotides long. The record is from the annotation of a GenBank genome assembly. Lineage: Eukaryota; Metazoa; Cnidaria; Anthozoa; Malacalcyonacea; Plexauridae.
AUGGAGGACAAGGUUCCUGACACUGAGGACAAGGUACGCUGAGGACAAGGUUCGCUCAGGACAAGGUUCGCUCAGGACAAGGUUUCUGAUGCUGAGGACAAGGUUCCUGCCGCUGAGGACAAGCUUCCAGCUGGCGCUGAGGACAAGGCCGGUUCGUGGCGCUGAGGACAAACAAGGUUCCUGACGCUGAGGCCAAGGUUCCUGGCGCUAAGGACAAAGUUUCUGGCGCUGAGGACAAAGUUUCAGCUGGCGCUGAGCACAAGGUUCCUGGCGCUGAGGAUAAGGUAUCUGACGCUGAGGACAAUGUUCCUGGCGCUGAGGACAAGGUUCCCGGCGCUGAGGACAAAGUACCUGUCGCUGAGGACAAGGUUCCUGGCGCUGAGGACAAGGUUCCUGGUGCUGAGGACUAGGUUCCUGACGCUGAGGACAAGGUUCCUGACGCUGAGGACAAGGUUCGCUGAGGACAAGGUUCCUGACGCUGAGGACAAGCCUCCCGGCCCUGAGGACAAGGUUCCUGGUGCUGAGGACAAGGUUCCUGGCGCUGAGGACCAGGUUCGCGGCUCUGAGGACAAGGUACCUGUUGCUGAGGACAAGGUUUCUGGCGCUGAGGACAAGGUUCCUGGUGCUGAGGAAAAGGUUCCUGACGCUGAGGACUAG